AUGAGUCGAACUCAAACCCUAUCUAGGAUCGAGUCGCGAAUAAGGCUAAGAGCCGUGUAUUGCAAUCGCAAGGUGGUCCAUGAACUCUACGGCAAAGGGAGCUUUGAAUUGACCAUCCGUACAGCCUGCAUGUUGAAGCAGCAAGUCCAUCUCAUCACCAGAACGGACGACAUCUCCAAGUUGAAGUAUUCCGACUACAAGCCACAUCCAGACUUCCCUUUUGCGCUCAGUUGCAAGGUGCAUUGGUCCAAGAAUAUUUCGGAAGAAGGACAAUGCCCCGACCAAAUCAUUCUUGGGUCGAUGGAUACCGACUUUUGUGCUAUGCUCGGAUUGGUGAAUUACAUGGAGGCGUCCUUCAACUACGGGUAUGGCGCCGCUGGUCGGGAAGAUGCAUUCCUCUUUACUCCCGAAAGCGAUCCCAAGUUGGCUCCCAAGCACUGCAACGCAGCCUACCGCAACAUUCUCAAGGCUGUCUUUUUGUCGGCUCCAUUUCUGGCUGUGGCGCUCCUCAUUGCCGGUGUUCUUGGGAGUCACAGCAUUCGGAAGUUUGCUGCAACUCUGGCAAGAGGAAUGGGUGCUACUGCUGACGAAGUUGACAUUCGAUAUCGCUGGAAGGCUCGCUUGUCUGGACGGGUUGUUGAUGCCUACAUUUCGCCUGAACAGCCCUGGAUCGACGCCCGUGUUGCCGAAAAGCUUUGCAUGGGGGCUCCUAUUGCCUACAAGCUACACCCGGAUGCCAAGAGAGUGACUCCCGACUGGCUGAUUGAGCAUGUGGUGCCAAGGACACAUGCCUUUUACGACGGUGUCAACGACAUUUCCCUUCACUUGGCUCUGCCUCUUUUGUGGGCUGCUCUUGACGAAUCUUGGGAGGAGAGGAUGGAGCCUCCCGUUCGUGUUAGGAUCCAAGAUGCGUACGAGCGCAUCAAGGCCGAUAUUCCUGUUGGUGUCAACCCUGUGGUGAAGGUGCCUCUCUCUAUUUGGACGCACAACACCAAGCUCCACAUCAACGAAAUCGAGCCGAUGGAUACGGGAGGUGGCGGUGGCACGGCUGGUGGCACUACGGGAACGACCGGCCAGGCAAGCACUCGUCAAGUUGCCAAUCAGUCUCGGCAGGUGACGGCUAUGCAAACGCAGAACGAGGAGAUUCUGACAAGGAUUAUUGCGCAGCACAACCAGCUCCAGCAGCUCAUUGCGCAGGAAGGUAGGACCCGCGACAGUUCGGCUGCUGCUUUGAGAGGUUGGUUGGAGACUUGGCUUGGCGCGGAGCUGACGAAACUCAAUGGAAAUAUUUUUUGUAUGCUUUUUAGGAUUGCUGUUCAGACUCCAAGGAUGGCAACACCUGAUCAGGUAGAUGGUAAUCUUUUUAGAAAUGGGUUGACUGUGGAAAGGACUCGCCGGAAUGGCCAGACUAGCCUCAGGUACAGACAAGCUGUGGCCACCACCCCUGCUGAUAGUAGGCCUGCCCAAUACAGAACUGUUGGCUCUGCUUGGCAAGAGUGGAUGCAUGGUAUUGGUGGCAACAAGCCAGCCAAGAACUUCACUGCUGAAGAUAUUAGGGCUUGCAAGUCAACCUACUCCAGGAGGAAGCCACUCUGGACUCUCAUGGCUACACUUGUCAAUGCUCAGAAAGCUCCAGCUUGGGUCAUCUCCAAGAUUGAGGAGCAUUACAAAGGAAGUGUUUUGAAUAUUACUGCUGCCAUCAAGCAGGACACCAUUAUGGGCAGUCUGCAUGAGGAUCUUUGUGUUGUUCGUGCUCAGUAA
Molecule: messenger RNA, 1761 nt
Organism: Seminavis robusta
Lineage: Eukaryota; Bacillariophyta; Bacillariophyceae; Naviculales; Naviculaceae
Source: the annotation of a GenBank genome assembly